GUGCUUUCUCUUCCCAUCUUCUCCCCGUUAUAUGUCUUGCUGACGGGCAUCGAGCUCGACGCGACCUAGCGAACCGCUGUCAUGCUUCUUGUACAUAGUCAAUCGACCUGCGACGUGUGUCUUGAGACGUACAAUCUCUUGCCGCCUCCUGACGGGAAGACACCUUGGGCUAUACCCUGUGGCCAUACCUUCUGCCAGGACUGUCUACAGAAGACCACCCCCAGCAACUGCCCGCUCUGCCGCCGGGGAUAUAACCCAGAUCGUAUCAAGCGACUGCAUGUCGAUCGUCCCACAGAAUCGCCGGAGAACGAAACCGCCCGGGACGUAACGAAAUGGUUGGAACAGAUCGCCCUUGUAUCGGCUGGGCAGUCCAAUAACGACGAUUGGAUGGAUGUGGCGAGAGAUGCUCAGAUAUGGCUCGAGGGUAGAUCUCCGGACACGUAUCCCGCACUGCAAGCAGCACUUUCAACCCUCGAACGGUUCAAGGACCUGCAGUCGAAGCGUCGGGAGGAAAAACAGAAAUCGCGGGACCUUCAGGCGAAGCUUGAGCGGCGCUAUGCCGAGCACGUCGAGUACAAGCGUCUUGCCAAAGUCAUCGAGGAAAAUAUGUCCAAGUACCUCAGUCUAUGCCAAGCACAACUUGCGUAUUGGAACGAUAAUUUUCCGAACGAAUCUGAACAACUCCGCGCCCGCAUCAUUCGAGAAACAGGAGCUCCUCCAGAACCCACAAAAACGCCCACUCCCCCGGAGGCGUAUGUCAAUUCCAUCUACACUGCAUCUUCCUCCGACGAGUAUCAGAGCACCACGGGCCACAACACCAAUCCCCUUCCGCGGCCGCCUCAGCCUACGACGUAUCCUGGAGAGGAGUCAACACGAGAGGAACUGAUCGAUCAAUGGACAAGUUCAGCGUAUACCCUUACUGACAUCCCGCCCAUUGGGCAGCCCCAACCAAGACCUUCAGGUGGUGCUGCCUUUAUGCCCGGUGCUCGGAAUCCCGAAGGCGUCCACCCAUCCCGUCCAUCUCGGUUGGAGGUUGACGAAUUUGACUAUCGGCCAGACAGUCCUACUCCUCGACCACGAUCAAGAUCUCGUGGUAGACAUGCUGAAAAUGGGGAACGACGAAGGCAUCGUCACGAGGGCGAGACAGAGCAUGAGCGGGAGGAGAGGAAGCGCAAGCAUCGGGAGAAGGCUCGAGCGCGGCGCCUGGAACGGGACAUGGACGAAGUGGUACAGGGUCAUAUGCCGACCUCGGGCAAUGCUUUGGGUAUACGCGCGUUCUCAUCUUCGAUGGCGGACUUCAGAGCGGCGGAGACGGGAGUUUCUGGACUAGGCAGUUCCUCGACUGGCGUCAACAUGAUCGCUGGACCUUCGCAGGCUGGGCCCUCGCGCACAGGGCCUUCUACCUCUAAUACCGAGUCAUACGACAAUAGCCUGGGUCUGCUUGAUGCACCCACUCCGCGUCGAGCACAUUCUCCUCUUCCAUUCUCCUCUUACGACGCUGCCGCCGCACCUACAACACGCUCGUAUCCUUCCCGUCCCCCAACGCAGCAUCCGCCCGUCUCUGCGCCACAGCACAUUCGCUCGCCACACGAUAGCAUCGAUUCAUGGGGGACGGUUUCUUCCCAGGGCGUCGGUUCUAUCAUACCACAUCUAGUAAACUUUCCCCCGUAUCCACGAGGGAUCAACAACGGAAACGGACAUACUGGCGAGGGAGAUAGUACUCGUACCACGUACGGAAGAGCAAUGAGCAUGACGUCGGUGCUGACGCUGGCACCAGGGCCGUCGACUCUUGCCACUUCGGGUACUGAUACUAGUCGUCCUCAAGUCUCGCAUUACUUUACGAUGCCUGUGACAACUGACACUGUUUCACAGAGGCCGAUGACCCCCCACGAGCACCGGCCGACCACUGCAGCUAGUCGUCGUGUCUCUCUUUCUCGUAGCUACUCGCAACCUUAUACACCCAGACCGGCAGGAUCACAGGCAUCGCUGUCGACUUCUACUGCUGCGCCGUACUCUGAUAUGGGCCAUGGUCUACCCUGGAUGCAGGGCGGGAGUGCCAGCCAGGCAAGGCCUGCAGGUUGGCCUUAUGCCCCUGUACCGCAGAUGUAUGCUGUCGCCGCUCCACAAGUGUCAAUGCAGAGUCUACAGUCACCGAUGGGUGCUGAUGCUAGUGCCUAGAUUAGAUAUACGAAAUGGACUAUGUAGUUAUAUUGUUGUUAUUUCUAGGUAUGGAUACUCAUGACUAUUGUGGAAGAACCGAUGCAUGUUCCCUAAGCCUUAUUUGGACUCAAUUUAUGAUUUC
This is a messenger RNA of Stereum hirsutum FP-91666 SS1, 2302 nucleotides long. RefSeq lists its product as uncharacterized. The transcript has 5 exons. Lineage: Eukaryota; Fungi; Basidiomycota; Agaricomycetes; Russulales; Stereaceae. The coding region runs from base 82 to 2178 and encodes 698 amino acids. The record is from RefSeq and is a predicted model, not a curated record.